AUGACUCGUGAGAGUAAGUUGUUAAAAAAAUCUCAGUUUGUUGAAUCUUGUAAAUUAAAUCCCAUUAUUGUCAUUGAUUGUGAAUUUAACGACUAUGCUUCUGAGAAGGAAUCCCGGAGUCUUGCUAACCAGAUUAUGCAAUCUUACGGUGCUAAUAAGCGUGCUUCUAAGCCCUUUAAUUUAAUUAUUUGUGGAAUUAAGGAGAACAGUUUUUUGGACGAGGCUUUCCGGCGCAUCAGUGGCACUCAGAAUUGGUCCUGCCUUUUAACUCACCAGCCUCUCGACUCUCUUUUCAAUUCCGAUGACUUGACUUAUCUUUCUGCUGAUUCUAGUGAUAUUCUUUCUGAUCUUGUUCCUUCUGGCAUCUAUGUUAUUGGUGGCAUUGUCGAUCGCAAUAGGCUGGACGGUAUUACUUACAAUAAGGCUCGCAUCAUUGGUGCUAAGUGUCGGAGGCUUCCCAUUCGGGAGCACUUAAAGCUUUCUGGUUCUCACAUUUUAUCUGUGAACACCUGUGUAAAUAUUUUACUUGACUUUUACGUUUCCAGGGACUGGGAGUCCUCCCUCAGGUCUUGCAUUCCCAAGAGGAAGCUCUAG
Theileria orientalis strain Shintoku is the source of this 594-nucleotide messenger RNA. RefSeq lists its product as uncharacterized. Gene Ontology annotation, molecular function: tRNA binding. NCBI's taxonomy places the organism in Eukaryota, Apicomplexa, Aconoidasida, Piroplasmida, Theileriidae. The transcript has a single exon. Gene Ontology annotation, biological process: tRNA N1-guanine methylation. The record is from RefSeq and is a predicted model, not a curated record. Gene Ontology annotation, cellular component: nucleus. The coding region runs from base 1 to 594 and encodes 197 amino acids.